Molecule: messenger RNA, 716 nt
Organism: Argentina anserina (silverweed cinquefoil)
Lineage: Eukaryota; Viridiplantae; Streptophyta; Magnoliopsida; Rosales; Rosaceae
Product: oleosin S1-2-like
Exons: 1
Coding region: 152-556 (134 amino acids)
Biological process (GO): lipid storage
Cellular component (GO): monolayer-surrounded lipid storage body; membrane
Source: RefSeq, a predicted model, not a curated record
UGUCGAACUCUCCAUAAUCACCUGUCCACAUUUGCUCAAGAAGCUGCCACAUAAGCCUUCAUUUCCACAAUAUAAAAUCUCAGUGUACCAAUCCAGAAACAAGCCACAUUUCCAAAAGCGAUUGCUGUGAAGUAACAGAGAUAGUAAUAGGAUGGAGAGUCGUCACCAACAACAGGGUCUUGGUGAGGGACUAGUUCAGGGUCGGCAUGAACAGCAGGCAUCUGGCACCAUGGUGGCUGUGGCGUCAAUCACAGGCUUAGCCAUUGGAGGGUCACUUCUUGGCUUGAUGGGGCUGAGCUUCUUGGCAUCAUUGACACUACUGCUUUUCAGCUCGCCACUCUUGUUGAUCUUCAGUCCUCUUCUUCUUUUUGGUGCCUUUGUGUUUGUGGGAUCACUCGCCGGGUUUGCUGCCGCUGCAGCCAUGGCUCUCAUCGGCAUGUCGGCUCUCGGGUGGCUUUAUCAGGAGGUUGGAGGCCAGAGGCUUCUGGAUUUUGGCGGCGGAGAUAUGACGAGUGGAGUGAAGGAACAGGGCAAGGGUUUGGGUAGAUAUAUAUGAAGCAGAUAACAAUGCCUGAACUUGUAAAUUUUGGUUUUUGCUAAAAUCAUCUGAAAACAAAAGAGAACAUAUAUGGGCUAUGAUAUUUGUACUUUCUCUCUUCAGGUAAAAUGUGGGAUUGAUCAUAUGAUCUACGGGGUUGUACUUGUAUCAAAUGUCC